AUGGCUGAACAACAGUGGUCAAAUCAUUACUCUGCUUCUUGGAAUAGCAUGCGAUCAGAACAUGCCGUUAGUAAUCCAAUAAUGGUGCAAGGAACCGGUGGAGCUGGAAUCACUGGGUCUGUAACUUCACCGCGGGAAAAUUCGCUUUGCACUCAAAUGAUUGCCAAUGUGUUGGGUUCGUCUCCUGGAAGUCUUGCUACUGAUACAAAAUUUGCUAGUGCUGUGAAGUUGGAAGAUGGGAAAACGAUUGACCGAAGUGAUGAUAAGUCAAUUAAAUCGACUAACGAUACUCUGGAAUCAAGUAUUUCAACGCCAUUCAUGCAUGUUCCUUUUCAGUUGCCAAGUGAUACGCUUGCUCUGAGUUCAACUCCCGAAAUUCAAUAUCCUCAUAUGGUGCAAGGGCAGCAGAAUCCUGUCGUUUAUUCGGGAAAUGUGCAAGCAGCAGCUCCAUUUGGAACGACUCCCACGGGAUAUGGCUACGGUUCAUUUACUGCUGUAUACAAUGGUGGUGCUACUCCAACUUUACCACCUGCAUCGGAUUCAUUAUUGACCAUAAACGGAAAUAUUGGAGGCUCACGUGGAACUCCACCUACAUCUGCUCUCUUUUCUUCUUCACCACCAGGUGCUUUUCACUUUCCACUGGGUUAUACUUCUCAACAAACACUUAAUCAUUUGUCCUCGAAUUUGGCAAAUCUAUCAAUUGGUCCCCCUCAUUCAACUCCAACAACUCGAACUGAAACAUUCAAUCCUAAUGGACAAAUUGGUACAACAUCUUACAACCUGGCGCAGCAACAGUAUCUCUUCAUGAAUUUUCCUCCAACUCCUUCAGCUGGUUCGCUGGGAUCAAGUCCCAAUUUUUUUGGUAAUGCCUUCCCUACUGCUUACAAUUCUUCAUCUGUAUUCCCAGGUUCUUCAACAAGUACUCAUAUUCAGUCGUCCCCUGCACCUCGUCCUAUUUAUGCAGCUCAGCAGAACGCCAUUUCGCAAGUUCCCUAUAGUGUUGCAGUUCAUAACAACAGCAGUCGACGGAACAAUGCUGGCUGUUCGGCUUCAGAUCGAGCAUAUGUUCCAAGUGAAAAUGAAAAGCCGGUGCGGUCACAUUUGUUGGAUGAUUUUAGAAACAAUCGUAAUCCUCAUUUGCAGUUAUCUGAAAUUGGUAAACAUGUUCUGGAGUUCGCCCAAGAUCAGCAUGGCUCGAGAUUCAUUCAGCAGAAGCUGGAACGAGCAUCACUUAAAGAAAAGCAACUGAUAUUUGACGAAGUAGCGUUACAUGCGCAAUCGUUGAUGACCGAUGUAUUUGGGAAUUAUGUAAUACAAAAAUUUUUUGAGUAUGGAACACCGGAACAAAAGAAUGUCCUUACAGAUGCUGUGAAGGGCAAUGUUAUGUCGUUGGCACUGCAAAUGUAUGGAUGUAGAGUUAUUCAGAAAGCUCUAGAGAGCAUUGAACCAGACCAGCAGAUGGAGAUUUUGAAAGAAAUGGAAGGACAGGUUCUAAAAUGUGUAAAAGAUCAAAAUGGUAAUCAUGUAGUGCAAAAAGUUAUUGAACGCGUCGACCCUUCGAAAUUGCAAUUCAUUAUUGAUGCUUUGGUUCCUCCAGGAGAUAAUGUGACGGUCUGUAGCUUAUCAACGCAUCCUUAUGGCUGUCGAGUUAUUCAACGUGUUUUAGAACAUUGCACAGAAGAACAAAAGCGACCCGUACUAGAUCAGCUUCACAAGCAUGUCAAGAAUUUGAUUGUUGAUCAGUACGGAAAUUAUGUUAUUCAGCAUGUUAUUGAGCAUGGUUCCUUAGAAGAUCGUAAUAGAAUUGUCAACCAAGUUAAGGGUGAUGUCUUGCAUUUUGCUCAGCACAAGUUUGCAUCAAAUGUAAUAGAGAAAUGUUUGACUUGUGGUGAACCGCAUCAUAAAAAUGCCUUGAUUACAGAAGCAUGCGGUAAUCCAAACGAUAUUGCUACACCACUUCUUAUGAUGAUGAAGGAUCAAUUCGCUAAUUAUGUUGUACAAAAGAUGCUGGAUGUGGCUGAUAGCGCUCUUCGAAAAAAAAUGAUGCUUGCGAUCAAACCACAUAUUCCAGCACUAAGAAAGUACAAUUAUGGAAAACAUAUCAUCACUAAACUGGAAAAGUAUUUUCAAAAGCAGAGUGGUGGUUUGCCAGUAAUACAGUCGGAUUUUUCAUCGAACGCGGUAGCAAUAAAUUAA
Messenger RNA from Thelazia callipaeda (thelaziosis nematode), 2196 nucleotides. The record is from the annotation of a GenBank genome assembly. NCBI's taxonomy places the organism in Eukaryota, Metazoa, Nematoda, Chromadorea, Rhabditida, Thelaziidae.